AUGUCCAGUCGUGUUGGAAUACUGACAGAGUUUAAUUAUGAAGACCUUGAGUUGUGGUACCCGUACUACCGACUACGAGAGGAAGGAUAUGACACGUUUACCAUAGGACCAGAGAAAGGCAAAACUUACAACUCUAAACACGGCUAUCCUUGUAAGGCAGAGGAAGGAAUCGACGAUGUUAGAGCGGAGGAGUUAGCUGGUCUUAUCAUUCCCGGAGGUUUCGCACCCGACUACUGGAGGAGAGACAAAAGAUUUCUAGAUCUCGUAAAGACUAUAUAUCAGUCAGGAAAGCCUAUCGCUGCGAUAUGUCACGGUGCAUGGAUGUUCUGUUCCGCCAAAAUUCUGAAGGACAAGAAAGUUACAUGCUUUGUUGCAAUUAAAGACGAUGUUGAAAACGCUGGAGCUCUGUAUGAGGAUUCUCCUGUCGUAGUGGAUGGAAACAUGAUCACAUCAAGACUUCCAAAGGAUUUACCAGAUUUCUGUAAAGCGAUCAUAAGUCAGCUGAAGAAGUAGAAAUCAAUAUAUGUCAUUACAUUGUGUUGAAUUUCCAGCUAUUCGAGUACUUGCUAUUACAACAGAUCAUCAAUCCUCGUUCUCAUCAAUAUCAAACUUCAUAUAUGUUACUGUUAUAGAGUGCUGGACAAAACUGCAUUUUACUGGCAAAAAUAGUGAAUGUCCAUAAAAAGCUUAAGGAAAGGCAUAUAUGAAAUUUAAUAUUAAAUUCAUGAAAGUCUAGAUGAAUUAUGUUGUGGAAUUCCUACCUUGAAAUAUUCAGAGGAGUAUUUUAAAGUGUUGAUCGAUAAUACAAAUUCAUUUUUUAUUGUCCAUAAGGUUGAAUAACGGAGCGAUGUAGUAAUUUUCUGUUAUGAAUAAAUAUAAUUCAUCUCUACAAA
This is a messenger RNA of Ylistrum balloti, 893 nucleotides long. RefSeq names its product putative cysteine protease YraA. Bases 1 to 513 code for a protein of 170 amino acids. NCBI's taxonomy places the organism in Eukaryota, Metazoa, Mollusca, Bivalvia, Pectinida, Pectinidae. The record is from RefSeq and is a predicted model, not a curated record. The transcript is spliced from 5 exons.